This is a messenger RNA of Phlebotomus papatasi, 3885 nucleotides long. RefSeq lists its product as uncharacterized. Gene Ontology annotation, biological process: superoxide metabolic process. NCBI's taxonomy places the organism in Eukaryota, Metazoa, Arthropoda, Insecta, Diptera, Psychodidae. The record is from RefSeq and is a predicted model, not a curated record. The coding region runs from base 246 to 3677 and encodes 1143 amino acids. Gene Ontology annotation, molecular function: metal ion binding. The transcript is spliced from 6 exons.
UCACAUGGAAAGAGUUAAAAAGUGAGUGGGGCUUGAACAGGGAAUAUUCUCAGGUAAGACUUGCUCUACCUGUUCCCACUAGUCAGUUAUUUCGUGUUCACUGCCAAUGAUGGUAGCAAUUGUUAUGAAAAGGUACAGUUAAGAGGUAUUUCAGUGAGAAAAGAAGAAGCAAUCGAGUUGCGAUACAUUUCAAGUGCAAUCAGUGACUUUUCCACUUGAUCUAUAUUGCGGAAAAUGCACUGAGAAUGUGGAGAUUUAUCGUAAUUACUGUGACACUGUUCAUCCAAUACGUUCACGGGGUCAAUUUGGUGGCCUACAUAUCGCAAUUUGGUCUCCACGGUGAAAUACACUUCUCUUUGUCGAGUGAUUACAAAAGGAUCCAAAUUGAGACUCGGCUGGAAACAACACUUCAAUAUCCCGAUCAGAUAUGGAGUUGGAGUAUUCAUCUUCUACCAGUGGAUUAUAGUGACCCAAAUCCCAGACGUCGUUGUGAAGCUAAAAAGCUGGGCACGCAGAUUCUAUUUUUCGACGACGCCCUUGGAUACCUAACCCUACCCGGAAAUGAGACAUCCAAGUGGCAAACAGAAUUUACACUUACAGGAGAUCGCGGUCUAUGGGGGAAAUCUCUGCUUUUGAGCAAUCCCAAUACAGGAUUUCGUAUAUGUGCAACAAUAACAACAAGGGAUUCAAGUCUUGAACAUAUUGCUGAAGCCAGAUUCAUCUCACCAAUCGCCGGAUCUGUCUACUUCAGGUGGUUAGCAGCCAAAGAAACAGAUCAUGCUGAUACACUAAUUUAUUCGAAUCUUUAUCACAUCCGGGAAUUGUCGAGGAAGACUGGAAAUGCUCCAUUUACACAACAUAUUUGGAAGAUCUAUGUAACGGAUAUACUGAAUUCUGACAGCGAACGUUUGGAAGAGAACUGCAACGUCCUACAAUUGGUAUUUGAUCCUGAAAAUCGAGGGGACGGGAAAGGAAUUGGAGAUAUAGAUUCUAGAUUAGGCAAACUUAAAAUCGCCACAAAUCCGCAUGUACAGGAAUUGCGAGUGCUCUUCCGUGAUGAUUCUCUUGUUCUGCUACCCAGUGAUUUUACUGGACCACAGAGACAACUGUAUCUAGUUCUUUUCGAUUCAAAUCAUCCAGAAAAUUUUCUGGCCUGUGCAAAAAUUCGUCAUGUGAAACCAAAGAAAUUAAAAACUUUCAUCAAUGGCGGAGGCAUUAAAGGUGAAAUUACCAUUAGUCAGCGAUCUCGUUUCGAUCCCACCUGGCUUAAUUUCUCAAUGUCAGCCUCUAGCAAUGACUUGGAAUCAAAUCUUCUGUAUGCUAGAAAUGUUGCUAGCUUUAAAAUAACCACCCUUCCGCCGACUCCAAUAGGUACUAACCAAUCAAAUUUCUGCACAAGUGGAGGGCCAGUGUAUAAUCCUCUGAAUUUGGAUUUGAGUAUCUUACCACCUCCUGGCUUCGGAACUCAAGAACAGUAUCCCGUAGGAGACUUGACGGGAAAACUUCAAAAUCGGAGUCGCCAGGAAGAGCACUCUUUUUACAUUCCCGGUGCCAGUUCGGAACUUAGUGGGAUAUACUGGGAUGUGUUUUUACCUCUUGAUGGUCCCUACAGUGUUGGACAUCGGGGAUUUAGUGUCCAAAAAUUCAAUCGGACCAAACCAAGUAAUAUUACUGAAGACAUAUGGACAUGCGGUUUCCUGACAUAUUAUCAUCCGAUGAGAGACAAAGCACCUCUACCUAUGACAACAGCUCAAAUUCUCUUCAAUUAUCCAAUUGUGGGUCGGGUACUAUUGCGACAACCUCAAGAUGAACCCCUGGAAGAUACGAUUAUCAUAUUUGAAUAUCUUAUCCAUGCUGAUGGAUCGGCCCUUAACAAUUCUAUGGGACACCGUUGGGCUAUUCAUGAACAGCCCCCUGGUAAAGAUUUUUACAAUUGGACAGGAAGAUGCUUGAGUACAGGAGAUGUUUACAAUCCCUAUAAGGUAAAUUUUAAUGAGAAGUCUCCAGAACUUACAUGCACUGGAAGACCAGGAAGUGUAUGCCGUCUGGGAGAUUUGUGGAAUCGCUUGGGUACACUCAAUAUAGCCGGAAGCAUUACGGAAGCGCAAACUUUCAGCCGGAAACUGUUCAUUGAUCGAAAUCUUCCUCUUACGGGACACAAUAAUAUUAUGGGAAAGAGCCUUGUUAUCUAUGAUGAUUUUGGACCAAAAGCCAGGGGAGAUCGACUUGCGUGCUCAAAAAUUGGAAGUCAAUUUCGACGGAAGGCUGUAGCACGCGAUUGGUAUUCAAAUGGAGAACUAUUAUCUGUUGCUGGGAAAUUAGAAAUGAUACAACAAUCGGAGUAUGAUGUUACUGGGCUGAUAGUUGAACUUAAGGGUUUAAGCGAAAAUAGCGGAUAUCACGUUCAUAUGACUCCAGUUGAAAGCGAUUUGGAGUUCCCAUGUGAAGAUUCAACUCUUUAUGGACAUUGGAAUCCAAGACAGGUUGACCCUAAGCUAUCACCUCCUCCUUCCAAAGGAAGCACUGAUCAGUAUGAAAUGGGGGAUCUCAGUGGAAAGUUUGGAACACUCGAUGGUUUAUACCAAAAGAGUAGCUUUUACAAUGAUACUUUGCUGCCUUUGUAUGGAUAUGAAAGCAUUCUAGGACGGUCUAUAGUAAUUCAUAAAAAAGAGAAAAAUCUUAGAUGGGCUUGCAGCACAAUUGAGAGGGGCUACAGUCCUUCUGAAGCUCGCGAAAUUCGGGCCAUAGCGUCAUUCCAUCAUCCAGCUGGAUAUGCUUAUGGUUACAUCCGAUUUACUCAACUCAUAAGCACAGACGGAAGUCAAAGUGAUACUAUCAUAGAAACGAAUCUUCAGUACCCAGGCAAAAAUGAUCGCAAUGUUUCGUAUAAUCACAAUUGGCAGAUUUAUGUUAAUCCUGUGGGGGUUGAUGCCGCAGUCCAACAGGUUGCAACAAGAUGCGUAGCUGGGGGAUAUGUGUGGAAUCCAUAUUACACGCAAUUGGCUGAUCCUCUAAAUGAGGAGCUCUAUCGACAAGAAUGCGGGCCUAAUAAUCCACUUCGAUGCUACGUCGGCGACAUCUCUGCUCGUCUCGGCCCUAUUGAUAUUGGCAACCGCCGACAAGUUUUUACGGAUCCGAAUUUACCCUUAGAAGGAGCUGAAACCGCAGUAGGACGAUCAAUUGUGAUAUUUGGACCAAAUUUUAGCAAAGAUCGUUUUGCUUGCGCAAACAUUGAGCCUGAUCAUGACAUUGUAAAGUACAUCAAUAUUCAGAAACCACCAAGAUUUGUUGUGGCCCAAUUCCUGGAAGAUGUCCGUCACGUAAUGGGAGUUCCCAAGUGGAUGUUGGCAAUUGAUUCGCGCAAAACCAAAGCAUUACACAGUGGAGCAUGUGUCCAAAUGAUUAUUCAUUUUAAAGGACAUGAAGCUCAUAAACUAGAACAAGAUUUCUCCAGAUUAAUUGGAUCUGGACGACUUGAUGCCCCCAGUAUUUAUAUUCCAGGAUUUGUCAACACUAGACGCAAAAAGACCUUAUCUUACAAAAUUUGCGGAGUUCGAGAUCCAAAUGAAAGAAAUGUUCGACCAGGAAAAUUAGCUGAGAGCGGUCAAACAAAAAGUCACAUUGCAACUAUCCUUUUACUAUUGAGUUUAAUAAUUACACUUCGCAGUAUUAGUUAGAGGUUGAUGUAAAUAGUUUACCAAGUGUUGUGAUAGAUUUAAAAAUUUAGGUAAAUACAAUCUCAAUUAGAAAGUAACUUCACUUUUGAUACCAACAUCAUCGGCAAAAUAAAGGUUUUAGCAAAGGGUAGGCACUGUACAAGAAUUCUUUGUAAUUAAUUUGAAUGUUCUUUAUUUUUCGUAUUAAAAGUGUGAGCAAUACAUAGAA